Messenger RNA from Mobula hypostoma (lesser devil ray), 1738 nucleotides. Its product is annotated as alanine aminotransferase 2-like. Gene Ontology annotation, molecular function: pyridoxal phosphate binding; L-alanine:2-oxoglutarate transaminase activity. The coding region runs from base 2 to 1405 and encodes 467 amino acids. The transcript has 11 exons. The record is from RefSeq and is a predicted model, not a curated record. NCBI's taxonomy places the organism in Eukaryota, Metazoa, Chordata, Chondrichthyes, Myliobatiformes, Myliobatidae. Gene Ontology annotation, biological process: biosynthetic process.
CAUGUCCGCACCCGGUCCUUUCACGGAGCUCCUGCUGAGGAGAGGGGCAGAGAUUCGGUCUCAGAUCCAGCAGCAGGGUCUGAAGAUGCCCUUCACUGAGGUGCUGGAACUGCACACCGGAGACUUGCAGGCCAUGAGGCAGAAGCCCAUCACCUUCCUCCGACAGGUGUCUGCGGCCUGCACUUACUCCCCACUGCUGAAUGAUCCAACGCUGCCCAGUGACGUCAAGCAGAGAGCUCGAACCAUCUUGGCCAGCUGCCCUGGCAACAGCAUUGGCUGUUACGGAGAGGCAGGGGGGAUCCUCGUGGUUAGAAACUCAGUGGCAAAAUACCUGGAACAACGAGAUGGAGGGAUCCCUGCAGAUCCAGAGAAUAUUUUCCUCUUCAACGGGACAUUGCGCGGCUUGUCUUUCAUCUUGAAAUUCCUGAUGGCGACGUACAACUCCGAGAGGACGGGCAUUCUGGUUCCAGUGCCCAGCAGCCUGGCCUGCCGACGCAUCAUUACACUGUUGGGUGGGGCAGCCCUGCCCUACCAGCUGGACGAGCAGAGUGGCUGGACGGUGUGGUCCGAAGAGCUGAGGAGAGUGCAGGAGGAAGGUUGCGUGAGUUGCCGUCCUCGGGUGCUGUAUGUCGUCAACCCGGGCAGUCCCACAGGGCACGUGAUGGACAGAGCCUGCAUGGAACGGAUAAUCCGAUUCGCCGCUGAUGAGGGGCUCCUGUUAUUGGCUGACGAGGGCCACCCAGGGGACGUGUACAGUGGGAGCCUCCAGCUUCUAUCCUUCAAGAGAGUCCUGCACGAGAUGGGCCCCGAGUUCUCCAGUGUGGUGGAGUUUAUGUCCUUUAACUCUAUCUCCAAGGGGCACAUUGGGGAGUCUGGUGUGCGGGGCUGUUACAUGGAGGUGCUGAAUGUGGACCCCACUGUGCUGUCUCACUUCAGAAGCAUGGUGGCCACAUUUGUCACGUGCUCACUGCCGGCACAGAUCGCCAUGGAGGUGGCCACCAACCCACCUGAUCCUGGAGACCCCUCGUACCCGCUCUUCCAGGCUGAGAAGCAGGAGUCUGUGGGGAAGUUGGCCGCUAAAUCCCAGCUGACGGAAGAAAUGCUGAACCGCGUCCCGGGAAUGCACUGUGCCCCCAUCCACAGCGGCAUUUACGCCUUCCCGAGGAUCGAGCUCCCGGCCAGAGCCAGAGAAGUGUCCGCGGCCUUGGGCCAACCACCGGACGUCUUCUACUGCCUUCGCCUGUUGCAGGACACGGGUUACCUGUUGGCUCCCGGUGAGGAAUUUGGUCAAAAGGACGGCACUGCACACUUCAGAAUGACCUUCGCCGUUCCCAUCAAGGAACUGACGCUUGCCCUGGAGAAGAUUGUGGAUUUCCACCAGAGGUUCAUAGCUGAGUUCUCCUGACUGCCAGGACUGGGAACGGGCGUCGCAACCUCCAGCCAACCUGGGAAUGGAACUUGCAUGUCGGUGGUUGUCUCUGACCCUGCCCAGUGCACUGACUGCCCGCACCUACCUGCAAUAAACUAUUUACACGUUGUUGGUGGUUUUCACGAUGGCAUUACCAUCACAGCCCCAGUUAGAGUCGUAGAGCAGCCCGGCACAGAAACAGGCCCUUCGGUCUACUGAGUUCCUGCCAAACUCUUCGUCUGCAUCAUCCAUCUCCCCACAACUGGGCUAUAUCCCGAAAUACCCCUCCCAUUUGUAUAGUUAUCCAAACUUCUCAAGUUUGGGGCGUAG